Corapipo altera (White-ruffed manakin) is the source of this 1676-nucleotide messenger RNA. RefSeq names its product CD6 molecule (gene CD6). NCBI's taxonomy places the organism in Eukaryota, Metazoa, Chordata, Aves, Passeriformes, Pipridae. The coding region runs from base 1 to 1641 and encodes 546 amino acids. The record is from RefSeq and is a predicted model, not a curated record. The transcript is spliced from 12 exons. Gene Ontology annotation, cellular component: membrane.
AUGGGGGGGCUGUGCCUGCUCGUGGUGGCUCUCUGCGCCGCGGCACCCGGACCAGAGCCGACAGGAUCUCCCAGUAUUCCAAGUGGGAACGCCUCGGUGACGCCGUAUCCCGGAGCGCUCCGCUUGGCCGGCGGCCGGAGCCGGUGCGAGGGCCGCGUGGAGCUGGAGAAACUGGGAACCUGGGGGACGGUGUGCGACGACGGGUGGGACAUUCCCGACGCCGACGUCGUGUGCCGGCAGCUCCGGUGCGGCCGCGCCGUGAGCGUCCGCGGGAAUUCUGCCUUCGGCCGCGGGCACGGCCCCAUCCUCCGGGAUGAGCUGGGAUGCCGCGGGCACGAGAGGAACCUCUGGGAAUGCCCGGCCGCUCCGGAGCACGACUGCAGCCACAAGGAGGACGCCGGCGUGGUUUGCUCAGAGCACCAGGAGUGGCGGCUCUCCGGGGGCCGGGACGGCUGCGCCGGCAGGCUGGAGGUGUUUUUCCGCGGCACCUGGAGCACGGUGUGCGACAGCACCUGGUACGGGCCGGAAUCGGCGGUGCUGUGCCGCAGCCUGGGAUGUGGGACGCCGCUCCAGAGCCUCUCCUUCGGACACACGCUUCCCGGGAGGAUGCUGUACGAGUGCGGGAGCCUCCAGGCUUCCCUGGCGUUCUGCAGCUGGACCUUCAACAGAUCCGCUCCCUGCCACCAGUCCCGGGCGGUCGGGGUGGUCUGCAAUGGCUCCCAGGGUUUGCUGGAUCCAACCCCCACGGCCACAGGGACAACAGGGAAUGUCACCGUCCCGCGGGCCGAGGAAGGGUCUCCAGCUGUAGGGACACAAUUCCCGUGGGAUAGUCUCCUCUUUAUCCUGUGCCUGGUGCUGGGAAUGCUGCUCCUGCUCUCCGUGCUGGCCCUUUCCAUCGCUCUGCUGAGGCUGAGGAAGAGGAGCGCCAUGUGUUCCUUGGGAAUAACCACCCCAGUCCUGGUGACCCACAGCUCCCAGAGCCCUGACGUGCCCUCCGGGAUUCCCAAUGACUACAGGGAGAUUCCCACCAACCUUCCCAAAGGAUCAGACCCGCUGGGCACAGCCUUUUCCAAGGAUUCCACCUCCGAUUCUGACUCGGAAUACUACGAGUUCAGCAGCAAGCCGCCCGUUGCCCUCUCCACCUUCUACAACUCGCUGCGCCGCCAUCCCGGGGAGCAGCUGCUCCCACCGAGGCCCAGACAGGACGGGAUGGAGCCAUUCCCUGAGGAUGGUACGGGACAAGGGGGGCAUAUCCCAUGGAGCUCCUCCAGCUCCUCCUCCUCUUCCUCCUCAUCUACGAAUCCCUGUUGGAAUGGCAACGUCCCCUCCCAGCACAGCUGGGGCACCGGUGGGCCCUGCCAGAGGGAUAGUCCCAGUAAGCACCUGUUUCUCCCAGUUCCCCCAGCAGCUCCCAGCAUUCCCACCCCAGUGCCCUCCCAGCCCUGGGUACCUCCGUGUCCAGCAGAUCCCGAUCCCACCGGCAGCUCCAGCACCUCCUCAGGGGAGUGGUACGAGAACGUUCCGGGCACGGAGCCCACCGGAGACACUUCCCAACAUCCCAGUCGGAUGGAUCCCUCGGGACAGGAUCCCGACUUCUCCGAGGGCAGUGACUAUGACGACAUCCAGGGAACUGCCUACUGAGCCUUUCCCGCUGCUCCAGAGGGACACCUGGCCAA